Molecule: messenger RNA, 1267 nt
Organism: Parathielavia appendiculata
Lineage: Eukaryota; Fungi; Ascomycota; Sordariomycetes; Sordariales; Chaetomiaceae
Exons: 1
Coding region: 82-948 (288 amino acids)
Source: RefSeq, a predicted model, not a curated record
GCAUGUGCGAGCUGACCAGACCUUGGGUGGUGCCCGUCACACUCCCCUCACCGGCAGAGACCGAUCCUUCUGCCGCAAAACAUGAAGACUGACCCUACAAGCGGCUUCGACAGCAAAGUCGAGAGCCAUGGUGAUGGUGGUGACCACAACAAUGGUCCCAGCCACCAUGACGGACACGGUACUGGUAGUCACGGUCCCGGAAUCGGCUGCACUACUAUUGAGGAGGUCUACGACAAUUGGGCGGGCAGUUACGAGGUCACAGCAUCGGUUGGUAGGGAGCGAAGCUUCCCGCGGGACAUGUUGAGCCAGUUCCCUCACCACGGAUUCACCCUCGAUCUAGCCUGCGGUACGGGGGCCGUGGGAAUGCUCAUCCACCAGUCGCCCCUUAACGCUGCCUUCGUGAACAGCAACGUCGAUCCGCCUAAGGCCUCGCACCAGCCCAAGGUCUACAUCCACGGCGUGGACAUCUCGACUAAGAUGCUCAGCUCGCCUUGGUGCGCGCUUCACUACGACUCGACCGAACAGGGCCUUAUCCAGGACGUGAUCAAGAACCCUAACGCAGCCUGGGUGCAAUACGCCAUCGCGAACGAAGGCGCAGCAAGGCCCAGCCCGAGCUUGACUGAGCCCUUGGUUGACCACAUCACCUGCUUCGGCGCCCUGCACUUCCUGAAUCCCGCUGAAUUCGAAGCCGUGCUGAGCCGCAUGUUUAUGCUGGCGCGCCGCAGCGUCAUGUUCGACAUUCACGACCUCUGCCCCACGUAUCUAAACCACGUGCUCGAGAAGGUCGGGGAGGGUUUCAGGAAUUACAACCACGUGGCUGCAUACGGCAAGUUCGGGACACCGUCGGGAUGGACCAAAGUCGUGGAGGAGGAGACCUUGAUCUACCACUCGCCCAAUGUCGGGGUUGAUGUCAAGGGGAUUAUGGUCAGGUUUGAGCGGGUGGACUGACCGUCGACGGGUGUUACACCAACGUUGACCAGCACCUAGGUGCGCGGGGGCCUUGAUGAUUUGUUGGGGGAACUGGGAAACUGUUGUCUUUGGAAUUUGUUGCUGUAUGGGAGAAGGUCGGUGGGUGGCCGACUGCAAGCAGUGGGCGCGUGAACCCCACGCGUCCCCACAUGAUUGGCAUUGGCUAAACGACUAAAGUCUUUUGUUCUCAGGUUAUCUUCUGAGCCAGGAAUCCACUGAUCACUGGAAUCUUAUCUGUGUUUCCGUCUGUAACGGUCUCAGGUAGUAUAUUGCAACUAACUGAUGACGACUCUACGAG